Messenger RNA from Microstroma glucosiphilum, 702 nucleotides. RefSeq lists its product as hypothetical. The coding region runs from base 1 to 702 and encodes 233 amino acids. Gene Ontology annotation, molecular function: guanyl-nucleotide exchange factor activity; translation elongation factor activity. Gene Ontology annotation, cellular component: eukaryotic translation elongation factor 1 complex; cytosol. The transcript is spliced from 3 exons. The record is from RefSeq and is a predicted model, not a curated record. NCBI's taxonomy places the organism in Eukaryota, Fungi, Basidiomycota, Exobasidiomycetes, Microstromatales, Microstromataceae. Gene Ontology annotation, biological process: translational elongation.
AUGUCGCUCCCAGACUUCACUUCCGACUCUGGCCUCGCCAAGCUCGAGCAGUUCCUGUCCAACAAGUCUUACAUUGACGGACAUGCUCCUUCCAAGGCCGACGUUGCCGUCUUCGAGGCUUGUUCCGCCCCCGACGCAACCAAGUACCCCAACGUCGCCCGCUGGUUUGUGCACAUUGCUCACUUCGAGAAGGAGCACCCCAACCUGCCAGGAGACAAGGCCAAGGCCGCUACCCUCCUCGGCUCCACUGCCAACACUGGUGUCCAGUCCGAUGCCGCCAAGGCCGUAGCCGUGGCUGGCGAGGACGAGGACGAAGACAUUGACCUGUUCGGCUCGGAUGACGAGGAGGUCGAUGCCGAGAACGAGCGAAUCAAGGCCGAGCGUGUGGCUGAGUACGAGAAGAAGAAGGCCGCAAAGGGUCCCAGGGCUGCCGCCAAGUCCAUUGUCACCCUUGACGUUAAGCCUUGGGAUGAUGAGACUGACCUCAAGGCCGCUGAGGAGGGUCUGAGGGCCAUCGAGGUCGACGGACUCGUCUGGGGUGCUUCCAAGCUCGUCCCCGUCGGUUACGGUGUCAGCAAGAUCCAGAUCACCCUCGUCGUCGAGGAUGAGAAGGUCUCUCUCGAUGACCUGCAGGAGAGGAUCGCCGACGAGCUCGAGGACUACGUCCAGUCGACCGACAUUGCUGCCAUGGCCAAGAUCUAA